ACCCAAUUCCACGCGGGAGUGAGGCCCUCUGGCCGCGCAUCAACGUUUCCACACCGCCGGGGGCUCCAGAACCUCCCGGUGGGGGGUUGGCCGGCUGGAGGGCCGAGCCGCGAAGGUCAUCAGCAAGGUCGUGGGCCGGACGUGUGGCGCCGCAGCCACGCCGAAAAUUCGCCAUGUCUAUUCUCAGGAUCCACGCCAGAGAGAUCUUUGACUCCCGUGGGAAUCCCACUGUUGAGGUCGAUCUGUACACCGCAAAAGGUCUCUUCCGAGCUGCGGUGCCCAGCGGUGCGUCCACUGGCAUCUACGAGGCCCUAGAACUCCGAGACAAUGAUAAGACCCGCUUCAUGGGGAAGGGUGUCUCACAGGCUGUUGAGCACAUCAAUAAAACUAUUGCGCCUGCUCUGGUUAGCAAGAAAGUGAAUGUUGUGGAGCAAGAGAAGAUUGACAAGCUGAUGAUCGAGAUGGACGGCACAGAGAAUAAAUCUAAAUUUGGUGCAAAUGCCAUCCUGGGAGUGUCCCUGGCUGUCUGCAAAGCUGGUGCCGUGGAAAAGGGGGUGCCCCUUUACCGCCACAUUGCUGACUUGGCCGGCAACCCUGAAGUCAUCCUGCCUGUCCCGGCUUUCAAUGUGAUCAACGGUGGUUCUCAUGCUGGCAACAAGCUGGCCAUGCAAGAGUUCAUGAUCCUGCCUGUGGGGGCAUCCAGCUUCCGGGAAGCCAUGCGCAUUGGAGCAGAGGUUUACCACAACCUGAAGAACGUGAUCAAGGAGAAGUACGGGAAGGACGCCACCAAUGUGGGUGAUGAGGGUGGAUUCGCACCUAACAUCCUGGAGAACAAAGAAGCACUGGAGCUGCUCAAGACUGCAAUCGCAAAGGCCGGCUACACUGACCAGGUUGUCAUUGGCAUGGAUGUGGCUGCCUCCGAGUUCUACAGGUCUGGCAAGUAUGACCUGGACUUCAAGUCUCCGGAUGACCCCAGCAGGUACAUCACUCCCGACCAGCUGGCUGAUCUGUACAAGUCCUUCGUCCAGAACUACCCAGUGGUGUCCAUCGAAGAUCCCUUUGACCAGGACGACUGGGGCGCCUGGCAGAAGUUCACGGCUAGUGCGGGCAUCCAGGUGGUGGGCGAUGACCUCACAGUGACCAACCCUAAGCGGAUUGCCAAGGCUGCGAGCGAGAAGUCCUGCAACUGCCUCUUGCUCAAAGUGAACCAGAUCGGCUCUGUGACCGAAUCCCUGCAGGCGUGUAAGCUGGCCCAAUCCAAUGGCUGGGGCGUCAUGGUGUCCCACCGAUCUGGGGAAACUGAGGACACUUUCAUCGCAGACCUGGUGGUGGGGCUCUGCACUGGGCAGAUCAAGACUGGUGCCCCUUGCCGAUCCGAGCGCCUGGCCAAGUACAAUCAGAUCCUCAGAAUUGAGGAAGAGCUGGGCAGCAAAGCCAAGUUUGCUGGCAGGUCCUUCAGGAACCCCCUGGCCAAAUAAAGCAUGGACCGGAGAUCCCUGGAGCCACCAGCUGCUAGGUCCUCUAUCCCUGAUGUCAUCCCAGCAGCUCAAGGCCAGCCCAGUGCGUGCCCCUCCCAUGUCACUGCUUCCUUAGGCAUCCACACCUGACCACCAGAAUCCCUGCUGGAGACCCAGUUUUGCAAUCAUGUGAUUGGUCUGAAUCAUUGUUUCUGUCACCUGACUUCCCAGCUAGUGUCUGGAGCCCUCGGAACUCCAGUGUAAUCUCUAGGGUGCCCACCAUCAAGAUCCCCCUCCCCCCAGUGGUUUACAUGCAAAAAUAAAAGCCGCAGAAGUCCACCAGUG
Molecule: messenger RNA, 1802 nt
Organism: Mus musculus (house mouse)
Lineage: Eukaryota; Metazoa; Chordata; Mammalia; Rodentia; Muridae
Gene: Eno1
Product: enolase 1, alpha non-neuron
Exons: 12
Coding region: 174-1478 (434 amino acids)
Biological process (GO): glycolytic process
Cellular component (GO): cytoplasm; plasma membrane; phosphopyruvate hydratase complex
Molecular function (GO): magnesium ion binding; phosphopyruvate hydratase activity
Source: RefSeq, marked validated